AUGGUAGAAGUCUUCAUGGACGAUUUCUCAGUCUAUGGAGCAUCCUUCUCCUCAUGUUUGUCUAACUUGUGCAGGGUGUUGCAGAGGUGUGAGGAGACAAAUCUAGUACUCAACUGGGAGAAGUGCCACUUCAUGGUUCGAGAAGGGAUUGUGCUUGGACACAAGAUUUCCGAGAAAGGGAUCGAGCUCGAUCGAGCUAAGGUGGAUGUCAUGUUGCAGCUUCCUGUUCCCAAGACUGUGAAGGACAUCAGGAGUUUUCUGGGUCAUGCAGGGUUCUACAGAAGAUUCAUCAAGGAUUUCUCAAAGAUAGCAAGACCCUUGACAAGGCUUCUGUGCAAGGAGACAGAUUUUGAGUUUGAUGAAGAAUGCCACAAGUCUUGGACCUUGCUGAAGGAUGCUCUGGUAUCUGCCCCAAUAGUUCAAGCUCCAAACUGGGAUCACCCAUUUGAGAUUAUGUGUGAUGCAUCUGACUAUGCAGUAGGAGCAGUGCUUGGCCAAAAGAUAGACAAGAAACUCAAUGUCAUCUACUAUGCAAGCAAGACUAUGGAUGAUGCUCAAUGCAAGUAUGCAACCACAGAGAAGGAGCUCCUUGCCAUCGUCUUUGCCUUUGAGAAAUUUCGAAGCUAUAUAGUUGGGUCCAAGGUGAUUGUGCACACUGACCAUGCUGCCCUUAGGCACAUCUUUGCUAAGAAAGAUACAAAGCCAAGACUUCUCAGAUGGAUCCUUUUGCUUCAAGAGUUUGACAUAGAAGUUGUGGACAAAAAGGGACUUAUGGCAAUCAUGAUCUUGAAGGAGAGUUUUGAUGAGAAAGUCAGGCUGGAAGAAGUUAAGGCUCUGCGUGAUGAGAAUUUGCCAUGGUAUGCUGAUAUAGUGAACUUCAUGGUGUCUGGAGAAGUCCCUAGUAGUUUUGAUGCUUACAAGAGGAAGAAGUUCUUCAAGGAUGCUAGGCAUUACUAUUGGGAUGAGCCUUACUUGUACAAGAGAGGACCAGAUAGCAUUUACAGAAUGCAUAGCUGA
Molecule: messenger RNA, 1017 nt
Organism: Microthlaspi erraticum
Lineage: Eukaryota; Viridiplantae; Streptophyta; Magnoliopsida; Brassicales; Brassicaceae
Source: the annotation of a GenBank genome assembly